GACUACUCCUGUCUGGCUUUGUGUAGAGGAGAGGGGAAUCACGCCAUCGAAACAGAACAUGCCUUAAAUUACAAAAAAAAGUUCAAGUAAACGAGGAAAAGAUAGAAUAUUUAGAACAAUCCGUUAGAGUUUUUAUCUGGAAACGGUUGGAUGAGAUUUGGCCGUGGCGGAAUGCAGAAGCGAAUCUCACCGUUUGCGGCGUUUGUGUUUCUUUUGCCGGGACUCUCCCUUUCAGACGCCUGUAAUAAAGCAUUGUGUGCCAGUGAUGUCAGCAAGUGUUUAAUUCAGGAACUGUGUCAGUGCAGACCAUCGGAUGGCAACUGCUCCUGCUGUAAGGAGUGUAUGCUGUGCCUGGGUACACUGUGGGAGGAGUGCUGUGACUGUGUAGGCAUGUGUAACCCGAAGAACUACAGCGACACUCCGGCUACCUCUAAGAGCACAGUAGAGGAGCUGUACAGACCCAUUCCGUCACUCUUCAGGGCCCUCACUGAGGGUGAAGCUCCCAUCAAUAUGAUGGUGGUGUCUUUUCCUGUGGCCGAAGAGCUCUCUUACCAUGAGAACCUGGUCUCCUUCCUAGAGACCAUGGAAGAACAGCAUCAGAACAUCUCACUCCCAGGCAACAGCAUUCAUAGCAGUUAUGAUAACACCCAAGACAAUAUGUGCACAGUGGUGUAUUUUGAUGACUGUGUGUCGAUUCGUCAGUGCAAGCAAUACUGCGAGUCCAUGGGGGGAUCAAAAUACCGCUGGUUUCACAACGCGUGCUGUGAAUGCAUCGGGCCAGAGUGUGUCGACUAUGGCAGCAAAGCAGUCAAGUGUAUGAAUUGCCUCUUCUGAAUGUGGACCACUCAAAUGCCACUCGGAUGCCACUCAGAGUGAUCUGUGUGGCAACACUUGUGCCAGUAGAGGGUGCCAUUACAGGACUGCAGUGAUAGGAGGUUGACCUGAAAAAAGAUGCUUCAAUCAUGUAAAACCCUGUUUUGUUUUUCUUCCCUUGUGUUAAAUUUUGUGUUUUUUAAUAGUUUCUUGGCAAAGAUAUAUGGAUUGUCCUUUUUAAGAUGCUUUUCUUAAAUGUAAUUUUGCAUAGCUAGUUGCUCUUCAAAUGAUAGCAGGUAGUAUGUCAAAUGCUUUUAAUCAUGUAAGAGAGACUUCCACACAGAUACUAUUACAAAUGUAUAUACUUAAGUCAUGUUCAUUCUAAUUUAACCUAGUAGUCUACAUUUGGUUCAUAGACAAUAUGAAUACCUUAACUUGAUAUAGGGGCCUCAGCCAGAGCUAGAUCAGAGCUCCUGUUGUGCAGUGUAACUAGACCAGUAGGUUCUAUGACAAUCCUCAGGGUGAGACUUUAGUUCUAACUAAAACAUGCCAAUGUCUGAUGCUUCUAGCCUUCUUAUACUGACUAUUUUAUGUAUGUAUAUCAAGGAUGCUGUUUACAGCAUUGUAUUAGAAUGCUCACUCAUUUUCUGCCACUCAGUAAUGCUCAUUUAAAAAAAAAAAAAAAAAUCAAUUCUGGUUAUAGAAUUGUGUGAGAGGAAUGAUGAUCACUACCUACAGCCUAACAUUUUCCUCCUGCUAUGAUGGAGUUGAUUGAGUAAACAAUAAAUAAAAGCCUCACCAAGAAAUCCAUUACAAGUUAAGUAGUUUCAGGGCAUUUUUAAAACUGCUUCAAUCAUACUGUUUAGGUACACCAUCAUUAGUUUAAAUGGCCAUAAUUUUUUAUAUAUCAUGUUACUUUUUUGUUUUGUCUGUACAAUGUUCAAAUCUAUUCAUUUGAUCUAUUCAUUCUAACUAAAAUACAGUUUGGAUCAUACAUAUGCCCCAUAUUCAGCUAGUUUCAGUAAGUAGGUGUCAGCCCAGCCUUAAAAAGACAACCAGCUGGAUUGCUUGAUUCUGGGUCACAUUUAUAACCUUUACCUACACUUUUCUGCCCUCUUAACUUUUUUUUUUUUUUACUUUCGAUCUACAACUGCAUCUGCUGCACACUGCACUCAGCAGUCUUUAACAACUGAAGCUGGAUGCACAUUAAGUUUUACAAGUAUGGCUGUAUGUGUGGUAGAAAUGUCUCUUGUACUGCAACUGUGCAGUACAACGCAGUGAGCUUCUGUAACCAAGAACAAAUUCUUUGUAUGCAUGAGCAUACUUGGCCAAUAAAUCCUGAUUCUGACA
Messenger RNA from Electrophorus electricus (electric eel), 2163 nucleotides. It is a transcript of the gene twsg1b, whose product is annotated as twisted gastrulation BMP signaling modulator 1b. Gene Ontology annotation, biological process: regulation of BMP signaling pathway. Lineage: Eukaryota; Metazoa; Chordata; Actinopteri; Gymnotiformes; Gymnotidae. The record is from RefSeq and is a predicted model, not a curated record.